GAUGAUAUCAUAUGACAGUGAUGUUCCGUGCUAACAUCUGAGUAAUCACACAAAAAAUAAACAAAUUUCCACAUAUUUUCCUUUUUCCGCAAUUUAGGAUGGGUUUGAGUAGUUGUUUCGAAAACAUGAGUCUUCCACCGUGCAUCUGGUUCGAAACAGGUAACAAGAAAAAUGCAUACGUUUCGAUGCUAGCUGGACUUUUGUUUUUCUCUGGCUGGUGGGCGAUCAUCGAUGCAGGAAGCACGACUCCUUACAUAAAGGCAGGAUACCACAUGUGUGGAGUUGUAGGAACAUUGUCUUUGAUAAUGGUCAACUCUGUAUCGAAUGCUCAGAUGAGGGGUGAUAUUUAUGAAGGAGGUUGUAUGGGAUCAAGAGGAACAAGGAUUUGGCUCUUUUUAGGAUUUGUCAUGGGAUUUGCCUCAGUCAUUGCUUCAUGCUGGAUUCUGUUUGCGAAUUUUAUGGAGGAAGGUCACCACAGAGCAGGGGUUUCACUUUUCCUACAAAAUACCUUGAUUUUUGUGUCGUCCAUAAUCUACAAGUUUGGCAGAUCCGAGGACCUGUGGGGUUGAGGAUUCAUCUUUAUUUUUAAGACUUGUGAUUACUUAAGUAAAGAGCACUGUAUUUAUAACUUAUUAUAAUUUGUACCUUUAAGACUACCACAUUUUGUAACUAUGUAUUUAAGUAUUAAAUUGCGGAGAAGUCUAUGGAAAAUAUAGCUCUAGUAUAUAAA
This is a messenger RNA of Acanthoscelides obtectus, 730 nucleotides long. NCBI's taxonomy places the organism in Eukaryota, Metazoa, Arthropoda, Insecta, Coleoptera, Chrysomelidae. The record is from the annotation of a GenBank genome assembly.